CUUUACCGUUUCACCAGUAGCUUUCGGGGAGACGAAAUUAAAACAGAGAUUCCCUGGGUGUUAACGAAUCAAACAGCAAACAGAGUGGAACUAUUUCUUCACAGACCAAGGAUUAAACAAGCCAACAUACCCUGACCCUCCGGCUUCGAAGAUGGGAUGCCAACGCUCUCCUCGGUCUGAUGUAUUCGGCUUAGUCGUGGUGAUGGCUUGCAGACUUGUUCUGGCAGCCAAUAACUAUAAUUGUGAUGAUCCUCUGUUGUCUCUGUUGCCCACAACAUCAUUUGAAAGCUCUUCUGAAUUCUCUAACAGACAUUCAGCAAAAUUUGCAAGGUUGAACAAAAGGGAAGGAGAAGGUGGCUGGUCACCUCUAAACUCUGACCAGCACCAGUGGCUACAGAUUGAUCUGCGAGACAGGAUGGAAAUAUCUGGGAUUGCCACACAGGGAAUUCAUGGUAGUCCAGACUGGGUCACCAACUACCUCUUGAUGUUCAGUGACACAGGCAGUGGAUGGAAACAAUAUCACCAAGAAGAUGGUAUUUCGACUAUCCCAGGAAACAGCAAUGCAGACAAUAUUGUACACUAUAAGCUGCUGCACACCAUCAGGACAAGAUUCCUAAGAUUUGUGCCCAUUGACUGGAAUUCUGAGGGGCGAAUUGGAAUGAGAGUAGAAGUCUACGGCUGCACAUACAAGUCAGAUGUUGCCGAUUUUGAUGGAAGGAGUUCUCUGCUCUAUCGCUUUAACCAGAAGUCCAUGAGCACUGUAAAGGAUGUCAUCUCCCUGAAGUUUAAGAGUUUACACAGUGACGGUGUUUUGGUGCAUGGAGAGGGUCAACGAGGCGACUACAUCACCUUGGAGCUGAAUCAAGGCACACUUGCCCUUCAUAUUAACCUUGAUGAUUCCAAGCUCCAGUCCAGUGCCAGUAGUCAUACACUGGUAACAUUAGGCAGCCUUCUAGAUGACCAGCACUGGCACUCUGUUCUGAUUGAACGUUUCAACAAGCAGGUGAACUUCACCAUAGACAAAUAUACCCAACACUUUCGAAUCAAGGGAGACUGUGACUCGCUGGAUGUUGAUUAUGAGCUAAGCUUUGGAGGAAUCCCUUUACCAGGCAAACCAGGAACUUUCUUGAGAAAAAACUUUCAUGGAUGUAUUGAAAAUCUCUACUACAAUGGUGUGAACAUCAUUGACCUGGCAAAACGACGCAAGCCACAGAUCUACACAGUGGGUAAUGUCACAUUUUCCUGCACAGACCCACAGAUUACACCUGUAACUUUCACCAGCUCCACUAGCAGCUAUCUGUUAUUACCCAUCGAGUCUCAGGCAGAUGGCUUCUCAAUUCGUUUCCAAAUUCGCACCUGGAACCGGGACGGAUUUUUGUUUUACACACAGCUAUACAAAGAAUCAGAACAUUUAUUACUUUUCCUCAGCCAUGGGAAAUUAAAGCUGACUUACCAGAAGUCACUAUUUGAGAAAACAGAAAUGACAACAGGUUCUAAUCUCAAUGAUGGGUUGUGGCACACAGUAAGCCUCAGCACACAAGGCCUUCAGGUCACUUUGCAGCUGAAUAAUGAUGUGCCCUCCACCAUGGUGACAAAGACUCAGCUCAUCUCUGUGGACAGCUGCUAUUUUGGAGGGUGUCCCUCCAAUAUAAAAGACCUCAAAUGCAAAAAUCCAACUCUUGCUUUUCAAGGUUGCAUGCGACUGAUAUUCAUUGUCAACCAACCAGUGAAUCUAAUCCUUGUGCAGCAAGGUCUUAUCGGCAAUUUCAGUGAUUUACAAAUUGACCUGUGUGCCAUCCAAGAUAGAUGCCAACCAAACUUCUGUGAACAUGGAGGCCAGUGUUCUCAGUCUUGGAACACCUUUUACUGUGAUUGUUCUGGUACUGGUUACACAGGAGUUACCUGUCACAACUCUGUUUAUGAGCCAUCCUGUGAAGCCUAUAGCCAUUCAGAGACCACAUCAGGUCACUUUUUAAUUGAUUCAGACGGAAGUGGACCACUGGGACCCACCUUGGUUUAUUGCGAUAUGACAGAAGACAAAGUAUGGACCAUACUGAACCACAAUAACACAGAGAUGACUUGGGUUCAGGGCUCAAGUCUGGAAAAUCCAUAUUCCAUGCAGUUCAGCUAUAGUUUGUCUCAAGAGCAGCUGCAGGCCCUGGUGGCCAGAGCGGAGCAUUGUGAACAAGAAAUCAUCUAUCGAUGCUGGAGGUCUCGAUUACUCAAUGCACGAGAUGGGACACCCUUUUCAUGGUGGAUAGGCAGGACUGGAGAGAGACAGACCUACUGGAGUGGUUCAUUACCAGGAGUGUUGCAAUGUGCAUGUGGCCUUGAUGAAAACUGCAUUGAUAUGAAUUACUUCUGCAACUGUGAUGCAGACAAAGAGCAAUGGGUUAAUGACACUGGUCUUCUGUCUUACAAGGAUCACCUGCCUGUAAAUCAAAUUAUAAUUGGAGACACAAACCGAACCAAUUCAGAAGCAGUUUAUAGAGUUGGUCCUUUAAAGUGCCAUGGAGACAGAAACUUCUGGAAUGCAGCUUCAUUUAACAAAGACACAACGUAUCUUCACUUCUCGACCUUCCAAGCAGAGCUAAGUGCCCACAUUUCCUUCUACUUUAAAACCACAGUGGGAUCUGGAGUCUUCUUGGAAAACCUUGGAGUUAAAGAUUUUAUUAGGAUUGAACUGAUUUCAUCCCAAGAAGUGAUGUUCUCUUUUGAUGUGGGAAAUGGACCUGUCAAUCUGUCAGUGAAGUCUCCAGUCCCUUUCAAUGACAAGCAGUGGCACUUUGUGAAAGUCGAGCGCAAUGUUAAACAGGCUUCUUUGCAAGUUGACAAGCUGCCUAUAGUUUUCCAGGAUGCCUCAGGAGAGGGACACAUCCGCCUACAGCUCAACAGCCAACUGUUUGUAGGAGGUACUGCAUCAAGAAAAAAGGGGUUUCUGGGUUGCAUUCGCUCUCUAACACUGAAUGGUGUUACCCUUGACUUGGAAGAGCAGGCAAAAUUAACAUCUGGUGUUCAGCCUGGCUGCCCUGGUCACUGCAGCAGUUAUGGCAGCCUGUGCCACAAUGGAGGAAAAUGUACUGAGAAGUAUAAUGGCUAUACUUGUGAUUGCAGCAACUCUGCUUACAUGGGUCCCUUCUGCACAAAAGAAGUCUCAGUAAUUUUUGAAGCUGGAUCUUCAAUGACCUAUACUUUUCAGGAGUCGUUGUUAAGCAGUCAGAAUGAAAGUGAACAGUUUUCUGCAAUUUUUACUGAAAAAAACAAGCCAAGAAAUAACAUCACCUUCAGUUUUCUCACAACACACACACCAGCAAUGUUGUUUUUUGCGACUAUGGACCUUCAAGAGUACAUGGCCAUUAUUCUCUCAAAGAGUGGUUAUCUGCAAAUCUGGUAUCGACUAAAGAAGCAGAAAGAGACAGGUGUCCUUUCAGCUGGCUCAAUCAAUUUAGCUAACGGGCAGCUUCACCGAAUCAAAAUAAAGGUGAAAGGCAAGCAUCUGUAUGUUCAGAUUGAUGACAACGCAAGUCAAAAUUACACCCUUGCCUCUGAAGAGUUCAGCACAAUGAAAACUCUCACACUUGGAAGACUCGCAGAUAGACCAGGUCUGGAUUCUCAGGUCAUGACUGCAGGAGCACGGGGUUUUAGUGGAUGCCUAUCUUCAGUCCAGAUUAAUCAAAUGACACCAUUAAAGGAAGUUCUUUAUCAAAGUGGCAGCACACGGGUUUCAGUGUCAGGCCGAUUGCGCCAGUCAAGCUGUGCUUCUACCAGUCUGGAUGAUCUGAAAACGAUUUCAACAGUCCACUCUGUAUCAGAUCAUGCAGGAAAAGUUGAUAAUGGAAAGAAGCCACUUGCUAAUGCAGUAGACAGUGACCCAUUUCUCAUUGGAGGCAUUAUUAUUUUGGUGAUUAUCAUCGUUGUCUGUGUCAUGGCAACAACAGCUUGCUUCAUCCAUCAGUAUAGAAGUCACCAGUCUACAAAUGUGAAGGAACGUCAUGAUAGUGGAUUUAAUCACUGCAUGGGCAACAACAUUGACCUCCAGAGUGCUGUCAGUGACAGAAAAAUGGAGUACUUCAUCUGAUCCUUGUUUCUUUAUUAAUUUUCUGUGUGUCUGUCUGCCCCU
Messenger RNA from Polypterus senegalus (gray bichir), 4120 nucleotides. RefSeq names its product contactin-associated protein-like 5. The record is from RefSeq and is a predicted model, not a curated record. NCBI's taxonomy places the organism in Eukaryota, Metazoa, Chordata, Cladistia, Polypteriformes, Polypteridae. The transcript has 24 exons. Bases 152 to 4078 code for a protein of 1308 amino acids.